ACCGGAUCUUCAUUGGUCUUUUUAGCCUUAAAUAACAACUUUCUCUCUCUUCUCUCUCUCUCUCUCAUCAUCAUCAUCUUCUUCUUCUCUUUAUUUCCCUCUGCAAAAAAACACUUUCUCUCUCCAAAUUUACAAAUCUCAAAAGCCUAAAAAGCUACACACAGAAAAACCAACACACACUGCAAUAAUUCACUUUUCUUUCUUCCUUUCUUUAUUGCCAGCUCUUUCUCUCUCUCUCUCUUUAUCAUUAUCAUCAUCUCAUAUUCAUACAGAGAUCUAUUUCAGUUAUAUAUUGAAGAACUUCCACAAAGAAAAACACAGGAAGUUAAAAGUAUCUUUCUUUUUUCUUUGCUUACAAAGGAUUUCAUACAAUGUCUAGCUCCACAAAAGCUUUGGAUCCUGCAUUUCAAGGAGUGGGUCAGAGAGUUGGGACUGAGAUUUGGCGGAUUGAGAAUUUUCAACCCGUUCCUCUACCAAAGUCUGAUUAUGGAAAAUUCUACUCUGGGGAUUCUUACAUCGUAUUGCAGACAUCACAAGGCAGAGGCGGUGCUUAUGUAUACGACAUACACUUUUGGAUUGGAAAAGAUACCAGUCAGGAUGAAUCUGGAACUGCAGCUAUCAAGACUGUGGAACUCGAUGCAUCCCUUGGUGGACGGGCAGUGCAGCAUAGAGAAAUUCAAGGACAUGAAUCUGACAAGUUUUUAUCAUACUUCAAACCUUGUAUCAUACCUUUAGAGGGUGGUAUUGCGUCUGGAUUUACAAAACCUGAGGAGGAGGAAUUUGAAACAAGGUUGUACAUCUGCAAAGGAAAACGAGUGGUCAGAAUGAAACAGGUUCCUUUUGCGCGUUCUUCACUGAACCAUGAUGAUGUGUUCAUCUUGGACACCCAGAACAAGAUUUAUCAGUUCAAUGGUGCAAAUUCAAAUAUCCAGGAAAGGGCCAAGGCUUUAGAAGUGAUUCAGUUUUUGAAGGAAAAAUAUCAUGGUGGGACUUCCGAUGUUGCCAUUGUUGAUGAUGGGAAGUUGGAUACAGAGUCGGAUUCAGGCGAGUUCUGGGUCCUCUUUGGUGGAUUUGCUCCAAUUGGCAAGAAGGUUGUCUCUGAAGAUGAUAUUAUUCCAGAGGCUACUCCUGCUAAACUUUAUAGCAUAACUGAUGAAGUGAAGAUAGUUGAAGGUGAACUAUCGAAAUCCAGUUUGGAAAACAACAAAUGCUAUCUGUUGGACUGCGGUGCUGAGAUAUUCGUCUGGGUUGGACGAGUUACACAGCUAGAGGAGAGAAAGGCUGCUAUCCAAACAGCUGAGGAAUUUGUUGCUAGUCAAAAUAGACCAAAAGCAACACGUAUAACCCGGCUUAUUCAAGGUUAUGAGACACAUGCAUUCAAAUCAAACUUUGAGUCUUGGCCAUCGGGAUCUGUAGCUCCUGGUGCAGAGGAAGGAAGAGGGAAAGUUGCAGCUUUGCUGAAGCAACAAGGUGUUGGUGUGAAGGGCAUGACAAAAAGUGCCCCUGUCAGUGAGGAAGUCCCACCUUUGCUUGAAGGAGGUGGAAAGAUGGAGGUAUGGCGCAUCAAUGGCAGUGCCAAAACUCCAUUGCCCAAAGAAGACAUUGGUAAAUUUUAUAGAGGAGAUUGCUACAUCGUUCUUUAUACUUAUCACUCAGGUGAUAGGAAAGAAGAUUACUUUUUGUGCUGUUGGUUUGGAAAGGAUAGCGUUGAGGAAGAUCGGAAAAUGGCUUCUCGUUUGGCAAAUACCAUGUCCAACUCACUGAAAGGGAGACCUGUUCAGGGUCGGAUAUUUCAAGAUAAAGAGCCACCCCAGUUUAUUGCUCUUUUUCAGCCUAUGGUGGUGCUGAAGGGUGGAUUGAGCUCUGGUUAUAAAAAAAAUGUUGCAGAGAAAGGUUUGACAGAUGAAACUUACACAGCAGACAGUAUCGCUUUGAUUAGGAUUUCUGGAACUUCCAUUCAUAAAAAUAAAGUGGUCCAAGUUGAUGCGGUAGCAGCAUCACUGAACUCUGCUGAGUGUUUCCUCCUACAAUCUGGCUCUUCAUUUUUCACUUGGCAUGGAAACCAAUGCACGUUUGAACAGCAACAGUUGGCCUCGAAAGUUGCAGAGUUUAUGAAGCCAGGAGUUACUUUAAAACAUGCUAAAGAAGGAACUGAAAGCUCAGCUUUCUGGUUUGCGCUUGGAGGAAAACAAAGCUACACCAGUAAAAAAGUUUCUACAGAGACAGUCAGAGAUCCACACUUAUUCACAUUCUCAUUCAAUAAAGGAAAGUUUCAGGUGGAGGAAGUAUACAACUUCUCACAAGAUGAUCUGUUAACAGAAGACAUCUUGAUACUUGACACACAUGCUGAAGUGUUUAUCUGGGUUGGUCAGUGUGUAGAUUCUAAAGAAAAGCAAAGUGUUUUUGAAAUUGGCGAGAAAUACAUAGAGAUGGCUGCAUCUCUGGAGGGAUUGUCUCCUAAUGUGCCUCUGUACAAAGUUACUGAAGGAAAUGAACCUUGCUUCUUCACUACCUACUUUUCAUGGGAUCUUGCAAAAGCCAGCAUUCAGGGCAACUCAUUCCAAAAGAAGGUGUCUAUCUUCUUUGGGUUUGGUAGUACUGUGGAGGAAAAGUCCAAUGGGAAUCAAGGAGGACCAACACAAAGGGCUUCAGCUUUAGCUGCUUUAUCUUCUGCAUUUAGUCCAUCCUCUGGAAAAUCACCCCCGGGCCAGGAUAAAUCCAAUGGUUCUGGUCAAGGACCAAGGCAAAGAGCUGAAGCUUUAGCUGCUUUAUCAUCUGCGUUCGGUUCAUCAUCAGGAAACAAAUCUUCUGCUCCUAGGCCUGCUGGCCCCAGUCAAGGCUCACAAAGAGCAGCAGCAGUUGCUGCUCUUUCGCAAGUUCUUACAGCCGAAAAGAAAAAGAAGUCACCUGAUGACUCUCCUACCCAAAGUCCUCCCUCAGAAACCAGUGCCCCUGCUGAAGCCAAAAGUGAAACUACCUAUUCCGAAACAGAGGGCUCUCAGGAUGGUGGGGAAGUCAAAGAAGCAGAGGAAGUAGCAGCUGUAUCUGAAAACAGCAGUGAGUCACCAAAGAAAGAAACAGUGCAGUUUGAAAACGAUGGUGAAAGUAACCUUAGUACAUUCAGUUAUGAUCAACUGAAAGCCAAAUCUGAAAAUCCAGUUACUGGAAUUGAUUUCAAGCGAAGAGAGGCCUAUCUUUCAGAUGAAGAGUUCCAAACUAUAUUUGGGAACACAAAGGCAGCCUUCUAUAAACUGCCGAAAUGGAAGCAAGACAUGCAGAAGAAGAAGUUCGAUCUCUUUUGAGACUGAAUUUACUAAAAUCGAGUGCGUUUUCUGCUCCUUUUGCAUCCUAACUUAGGGGUGCUUCAUUCAUUUUGAUAAAAUAAUAUUUCUUUGUUGGGUAGUUGUGGUUUUUUUUUAAUUGGUACGCAAUGCCUUGCCUUGAUUUCCAUAUUAGCUUCUUCUUUUAUAAUUUUCCUUUGAUGAACAUGGUACUUACCUGGUUAGAUUGAUUCGGUAUUGAUUGUGAUGCCGCCGAGAGUGAUUUUGUUUUCAUUCUAGUAUUUUUUUUUCCCCCUUGUAACUGCUGCUGCCUCUUGUAAUGGUCAAAAUAUGGUAGAGUUCUAAAGGCAGUAAUAGGCAGAGGUAUAAUUCUUUCAUUUGGUCAUUGUGUAUUACAUAUAUAUAUAUAUUGUGGUUAUUUGACUAUUAUUACUUAUCUCUUUAUUUUUUGGUCCUGUGAAAAAUGGUGUAUAUGUAUCGCUUUUGAACUUUGUUUAAGAAUUAAGAUACAGGAAAUGAGAAACUGUUUGUGUUUUUUCA
This is a messenger RNA of Cannabis sativa, 3821 nucleotides long. Its product is annotated as villin-3. Gene Ontology annotation, biological process: cytoskeleton organization; actin filament severing. The record is from RefSeq and is a predicted model, not a curated record. Lineage: Eukaryota; Viridiplantae; Streptophyta; Magnoliopsida; Rosales; Cannabaceae. The coding region runs from base 372 to 3302 and encodes 976 amino acids. The transcript has 24 exons. Gene Ontology annotation, molecular function: actin filament binding.